Exophiala dermatitidis NIH/UT8656 is the source of this 2262-nucleotide messenger RNA. RefSeq names its product signal transducing adaptor molecule. The transcript is spliced from 6 exons. Gene Ontology annotation, cellular component: ESCRT-0 complex. The record is from RefSeq and is a predicted model, not a curated record. The coding region runs from base 163 to 2169 and encodes 668 amino acids. Gene Ontology annotation, molecular function: ubiquitin binding; phosphatidylinositol binding. Gene Ontology annotation, biological process: protein transport to vacuole involved in ubiquitin-dependent protein catabolic process via the multivesicular body sorting pathway. Lineage: Eukaryota; Fungi; Ascomycota; Eurotiomycetes; Chaetothyriales; Herpotrichiellaceae.
AAGUUAGGCUCCGGCCGCAUUCAUUCAUUAUUAGUAUUGCAGUCCAAGUUGUGCCUCGCAAUUUCAAAGAGUUGAUCUUAUGUUUAUAGCGUAUCCGCCAUUGCAUCGAGACCGCGAUCCUCUUCCUGUCCUGCGAGCUAACAUACUUCCCUGGUGGCCAUCAUGUUCCGGGCCCAGCAGAACGCCUUUGACGACGUCGUUGCCAAAGCGACGGACGAGACUUUGACUUCGGAGAACUGGGAGUACAUAUUGGAUGUCUGCGACCGAGUCUCCUCGAACGAGAGCAUCGCCAAAGAUGUUGUGGCAGCCAUGAUCAGGCGGCUGGCGCACCGCAACGCCAACGUCCAGCUAUACACCCUCGAACUCGCCAACGCCCUCUCACAGAAUUGCGGAAUCGCCAUCCAUAGGGAACUGGCAUCUAAGAGCUUCACGGACCAGCUGCUAAGGCUGGCUAACGAUAGGAACACACAUCAACAGGUCAAGUCAAAGAUCCUGGAACGCAUGGAAGGCUGGACAAAGGACUUCUCGAGAAAUACCGAGCUGGGUAUCAUGGAACAAGCGUACAUGAAACUGAAGGCGCAAAAUCCAAACCUACAACCCCCUCAGGCACCCGUGAAAAAGCAGAUCACCGAUUACGACCGACAAAAGGAGGAGGAAGAAUUACAACUGGCUCUUAGGCUUUCCAUUCAGGACAAAUCCGCCGGCCCUGCUCCAAGUCAAGCAUCCGGUGCGGCUGCAGAGCUCCCCGCCCAAGCCUCGUCCUCAGCCUCACAACCGGCACCCCGUCAGCCGGUACCUUCGGGGACGACAGCAGCGACGGUGUCAAGAGUACGUGCACUCUUUGAUUUCCAACCUUCCGAGCCAGGCGAACUGCAAUUCCGUAAAGGGGAUAUCAUCGCAGUGUUAGAGUCGGUCUACAAGGACUGGUGGAAAGGGUCGCUCCGAGGACAAACGGGCAUUUUCCCGCUCAACUAUGUGGAGAAGCUACAAGAUCCCACGCCGGAAGAGCUGGCAAAAGAGGCGCAGAUGGAGGCGGAGGUCUUUGGCCAGAUCAAGAAUGUCGAAAAGUUGCUGGCCUUGCUAAGCACAAGUGCUGCCGACAUGAGCGCCAGAGACAAUGAGGAGAUCACCGAGCUCUACAACAGUACAUUGUCGAUCAGACCUAAGCUCAUCGAAUUGAUCGGCAAAUACACGCAAAAGAAAGAUGACUUCCAGCAACUGAACGAGAAAUUCAUCAAGGCUCGCCGAGAUUAUGAGGCGCUCUUGGAAGCUUCAAUGGCUCAUCCAGCACAAUAUGGUCGGCCAGGUGUCCCUGCCUACGGAUAUCCUGCGGCGCAAGGCUACCCUCCCCAAAGAUACUUUACGCCUGACGGCCAACCUCCCAACAAUGCGGUGCCGUAUCCGCAACCCCCACAACAAUCAUUCCAACCCCCUUAUCCCGUAGCCUCGCCUCCUCCGCAGAGCCAUACUCCAGCCAGCCAGCAACCACUGCCAGACACCACCUACCCUUCGUAUCCGAAUCCCCACCAACAAAUGGCAGGCCGUCGACAAUCACAGCCACAAUCACACUCCGACGGUUAUGCAGCACCGUACCCAUAUUCGGACACCAACACAGCAUAUGCCGCUGGCCCUCCGCCAUCGGACAGACCUGGUUCCCGGCCUGGGCAGCAGCAACCAUAUCCAGCUAGUGUUUCACAACUCCAAUACCCGGAUGACAACAAAGACUACUCGCCUUCAAACUACUCGACCGAAGAUUUGCAUGUUCCUCCCCCUUCUCAACAACAGCAGCAGCAACCACCAUCCUCAACUUCGCAGGCCUAUCGCCCCUCCGGCCCUCCACAACAACAACCACCAAAUUUUAACCCGGGAUAUCCUUCAUCGACUGCCCCUCCCCCUCAAAUGUACGACUAUCAAACAACAACCAUCCCACAACCUCCUGCUCCUAACCAUGGGCCUCCUCCUGUCCCAGGAGCCGGAGCCGCAGACAACCGCCCACAGUCGCCUUCCACCCAAGGCCUUGCAUACCCUGUUUUUUCGUCGCCAACCACACAGUCUGGCAAUCCACCGCCAGCCGGCCUCCACCAGCAGUAUCAGCCGUAUAGUAUCCCACAACCGACGGCCCCUGGCGUCGGGGCAGGAGGGGUCAAUAUGAACAGUGAUUACAGGUAGUAGAUCCCACGGAGCGAAGCGGAGUAGGUAUUAUAAAUAAUACCUGCCUAGCAAAAGCCCGAGAUAUGGUCAAUGAAUUGAAUACUAGCUCUG